AUGGCCCCGUCCCCAAGCGUGGAGGAGCUGACGACCCAGUAUGGGCAGCUGUUGGCGAGCAUGCGGCAGACUUUCAAUUCGGGCAGAUCAAGGGACAUUUCCUGGCGUAAGACCCAGCUGAAGCAGCUGCUGAAGAUGUACGAGGAAAACCAUGAACUGAUCAGCAACACCAUCGCUGAAGACAUGGGUGGCACGAAGAUGCGAGGGAUGCCUGAGAUCGCAGCAGCACCAGGCGGCGUUGAUGAUGCGCUGGCCAACAUCGACUCCUGGAGCAGAGAGCGCUGGGUGGAAGGCUGGGUCCACAGGUUGUGCGUCCGCCCGGAGCCAAAGGGAGUCGUGCUGAUCAUUGCUCCAUGGAACGUGCCGUGGCAGCUGCUUAUCCGACCCCUGGCAUCCGCCAUUGCCGCUGGCAAUUUGGCCGUUUUGAAACCAAGCGAGCUCAACCCAAAGACCUCGCCACUGAUAGCCAAACUCAUUCACAAGUACAUGGAUCCAGACUGUUUCAGGGUGAUCGAGGGUGCUGUGCCGGAGACCACAGCGCUUCUGAACAACCGAUGGGACCACAUCUUCUACACAGGAAACGGGGCAAUCGGGCGUGUUGUCAUGGCUGCAGCCGCCAAGCACUUGACACCAGUGACCAUGGAGCUGGGCGGCAAGUCUCCAGUACUUGUUGACGAGACGGCAAAGCUGGAUGUGGCCUGCGGCCGCAUUGCCUUUGCCAAGUGGAUGCUUUGUGGUCAAAUUUGCGUUGCACCUGACUACGUGCUCGUGCACCGGAGUAAGGAGAAGGAGUUCAUAGAGAAAAUGACCGAACUCGCCAAGGCCAGCUAUGGAGAAGACGGCAGGCAGCAAGAAGAUUACGGGCACCUCGUGAACGAGCGACACACUGAGCGAGUGGAAAAGCUGAUCAAGACUUGCGGCGGAGAGGUCGUUCAUGGAGGAAUUGAGGGCGUCCGGAAGAGCGAGUGCUUCGUACCUCCGACCAUCAUCAAGCAGCCGAACAUGGAUGCUCCAAUUAUGAAGGAGGAGAUCUUCGGCCCGGUCCUGCCCGUCAUUCCCUAUGACAACUUCGAGGAGGCGCUGGAAAUCGUCAGGAAGGGGGAGAUCCCACUGGCUUUUUAUGUCUUCUCGGAGAGCUCCCGCAACGUGGAGAAGGCUUUGACCACUGUUCAGAGUGGGGGCGCCGGAGUGAACACCACCUUCGAGCAAGUCCUUCCGGAGUCUAUCCCAUUCGGUGGCUUGGGUGAGUCGGGAUUUGGAAUGUACCAUGGCAAAUUUGGCUUCGACGAGUUCAGCCACCAGCGUGCCAUUGUGCGGAAGUCCACUCUUCCAGGCUUUGGUGGUACACUGAUCCCUUUGCCGCAGGCCGGGCAGAAGCUCCCUGACUUCGUUUACCCUCUCGUUGUCAGGCUGCAGUUGGGCGUGCUCCCUCAGAGUCUGAAAUCUUGCUGGCGUGGUGUCUUCCACAUGUGCAUGGCACCGCUGCUGGGCAGACCUUAG
Messenger RNA from Symbiodinium sp. CCMP2456, 1500 nucleotides. The record is from the annotation of a GenBank genome assembly. NCBI's taxonomy places the organism in Eukaryota, Dinophyceae, Suessiales, Symbiodiniaceae.